AAAACCGGUUGAGGGUCUCAAAUUGUAUAUGUCAGUUCACUUUAACACAACUAAAAAUCAAAAUCUCACAAGAGAGGUAGAGAGAGUUUUAUGAGAAUGGCAUGCAUAGAGAGAGCAUCUCCAGCACUGAAGCAAUUACUGCUCAAACUUUACUGUGCAGAGAAGCCCCUGGAGAUUGAUCAUCACUUAAAUGAAUUUGGGUCAGUGGAGUACCAUAUUCAGUCUCAAGCCUCCAAUCCACAAGUAGCAUACUUGUCAAUAUCAAUGCCACCUCUUUGCCAUGGAGUCCUACCAAAUGAACUUUCUUCGUACACCAUUCAAAUGGUAAAGGGUCUUUGUCCUAACGUUGUGGAGAUUGUAGAGCCAACCAGAGAAGGAUAUCAACUUACUCUGAAGCUUAACCUAAAUCAGAUUCCACGAAACAAAGACUAUGAAAACGUCAUUAGGGAGAUUUCCACAGUACAUUCAGUAAUUCUGAGUUCACAGCUGAAAGAAAUAUUGUGGAACGUGAAUUCUGAUGAUGCACUUCAAGGGAUGUACAAACCCAUCAAACUAGUAUACCAUCCAAGAGAACCUUUCUUUCUCAUCAGGCAGCCACAAAGAAUCAUAGCAAUAUUCCCGAUUCGAUUCAGAGAAAAGUCAGAUGUGAUUAUUGCCACAGCUUUCUUUCAGGAGCUAGUGGAUGUGGGAAGUUCAGAUAAAUUGGCCAAGGCACCACCUUGCACCUGGUCAGCCAUUCCUCCACCAGAGUUAAGGGGAGAAGCUUUAGAGGAUUUGAGUACCAAUGGAGGGUUUUUCACUUUUGAUAUCUCGUCUCGCCAUGUUGAAGGCAAUAGGCUAGACAAAACUGUCUGGAAUCUAUUAAAUUUUAAUACCUACGUUAGAUACCAUGUAAAGAGCACCAAAGGUUUUAUUCAAAGAAGGAUGAGGAAACGUUUGGAAAGUUUAGUUGAGGUCCUGCACCAAACGAACUCAGAAGAAACUGAACAAACAAAACAACAUCAAGUAUAUAGGUACACGAAGAAACUGGUAAGAUCAACAAAAUAUGUCAUCCUGAAACAAAGAUGGGGCACCUUUGGCAGAAAAAUAAAAAGGAUCCGAUUCCGCCUUAAAAUUCAUGGAUUUACACGAUUUCGUCAACGAUGGUUGAGGUUCCCAAAAUUUUCAACAGGAUAUACAAAAAUAGAGUAGAAUUUUGUGCAGUUAUUAUUUCUUAUGUAAUAUAUGGAGUUCAUAAAGAUGGUCCAAGAAAAUAUGUACUUCACUGCACUAGUUUCUCAUACAUACCUAACUAUAAAAUUUAUUGGGACUUUCGACAAUUUGAUUGUAAACAAAAAAGGAGGAUAUUCAUUUCUCUAGGCAUCUACCAAAUUUGUAACAUUGAAAGUGUUGUGUCAAUGUCUAACAAUCAUAAUGAAGUUUUAUGCUGAAAUGUUUCACA
Molecule: messenger RNA, 1441 nt
Organism: Cajanus cajan (pigeon pea)
Lineage: Eukaryota; Viridiplantae; Streptophyta; Magnoliopsida; Fabales; Fabaceae
Gene: ARPC2B
Product: actin-related protein C2B
Biological process (GO): Arp2/3 complex-mediated actin nucleation; actin filament polymerization
Cellular component (GO): Arp2/3 protein complex; actin cytoskeleton
Molecular function (GO): structural constituent of cytoskeleton; actin filament binding
Source: RefSeq, a predicted model, not a curated record